CAGCUGUUUGCCGGCAAACUAUUUCGGUUUUCCCACCAUCUAUUUCGCUUUAAAAUCAAAUAUGCAACGAUUCCUGAAGGUAUUCAACCAGCAAACAUGCAAAGUAAUCGGCAUGAUACACGUGGAUGCGCUGCCAGGAACGCCACGAUACGCCGGCAACUGGAAGCAGACGAUUGAGAAGGCCAUCCACGAGGCGAAUCUGUACAAGAAACACCAACUGGAUGCCGUGCUAAUAGAGAAUAUGCACGAUAUACCCUAUGUGCCAGAGCGUCUUCUUGGCGCCGAGAUAGUGGCCUGCAUGACGCGCCUGGGACGGGCAGUGCGCGAUGUGGUCCCCAAGGAGACGCCUUGUGGUGUCCAAGUGCUCGCCUGCGGCAAUAAACAAGCACUGGCCAUUGCCAAGGCCAGUCAGCUGCAGUUUAUUCGCGCGGAGGGAUUCGUUUUUGGUCACGUGGCAGAUGAGGGCUUCACGGAUGCCUGUGCGGGCGAUUUGCUGCGAUACCGGAAGCUCAUCGAUGCAGAGGAUGUGCUGAUCUUCACAGAUCUGAAGAAGAAGCACAGUUCACAUGCCAUAACCGCCGAUGUCAGUCUCCUGGAAACCGCUCAUGCGGCCGAGUUCUUUCUGACCGAUGGCAUCAUCAUCACUGGGACAGCAACGGGUCAUGCAGCCAGUCCCGAAGAUCUGCAGCAGCUAUCCGGCCGGGUGAAGGUUCCCCUGAUAAUUGGCUCUGGGGUGACCAAAGAUAAUAUCGACAGUUACUACAAAGAUGCCCAUGCAGUGAUAAUUGGCUCGCACUUUAAGCGAAAUGGCAACUGGCUUGAGGAGAUCAGUGAACCAGCUGUGGAUGAAUUCAUGCAAAAGAUUUGCCAGCUGCGGCGCUCGAAAUGAUAAUAAUUGUUAAUGAAUUUAUUGAUGUGUGAUAAAUGUUGUAAACGGUGAAAUAUGUAUACGAUUUAGUUUGAA
This is a messenger RNA of Drosophila erecta, 964 nucleotides long. RefSeq lists its product as uncharacterized. Bases 62 to 889 code for a protein of 275 amino acids. The transcript has 3 exons. The record is from RefSeq and is a predicted model, not a curated record. Lineage: Eukaryota; Metazoa; Arthropoda; Insecta; Diptera; Drosophilidae.